AUGUUGCUGUUCAUUGCUAUGGUGUUAUUCUCUCUGCCUCCAGGACGGUGCAUUACUCCAGUGAGGAAAUGUAGCAUCAGCAACCUUCUCUCUGUGCUUCACAAGUAUUAUCAGUCAGGGGACCUUAUCCUCUCUGGCAUUAUUUCCCAGUUCUUCAUAUUUACAAGUCUGAUAACCUUUGAAAAAUAUCCUUCUCGUGGACACUUUGAUAAUUUGGUCUAUUUUAGCCCAAGCUGGACUUAUCAUGCUGCAAUGGAACUUCUCUCCACAAAAGGGAUAUUCAUUCCUAACUACAAGUGUGACAUCCAGAACAAAUUAGUAGCCACUCUUGGGGGACCAAAGUCUAAUUUCUGCCUCCACAUGGCAGACGUUCUGUGCAUUUACAAGAUUCCACAGCUCAUAUAUGGCUCUGCUCCAGUGAUGAACAACAAAAACAAAGCCGUUUUUCUCUACCAGAUGUUCCCCAAUUGGGCCAAUCAGUACAUGGGGAUUAUGAAAUUACUACUUUACUUAAGGUGGAUAUGGAUCGGGGUGAUGUAUGUGGAUAAUGAACACGGACAGAGAUUUGUACAGGAGGUGCUUCCCAUAUUUUCUAAACAUGGGAUCUGCUUUGAUUUCAUAGCAAAUUUCCCAAGAAUGACUUUUUCCAGUGCUUUUUCUGAAAUGUUGGUCGGACGCAAUGACACAUCCACGAUUGUCAUGGGAAGCACAGCCAAAGCCGUGGUGAUACAUGGUGAAAUUCAAACCAUGUUAAAUUUGCGACUCUUGCUGAAGGUUGCAGAAUUUAAGGAGAUACCAAUGAAGACGGGAGCCAAAGUCUGGAUUUUGACAGCUCAGGUGGACUUCACAUCAGUUGAAAUUCAAAAAGAUUGGGAUUUAGACUUCAUCCAUGGUGCUUUAUCUUUGGCAGUUCACUCAAGGGAGGUGUUAGGAUUCCGUAAGUGUCUUCAGAUGAGAAACCCUGCUAGUGAAAAAGAAGAUGGCUUUAUUGGGGACUUCUGGAAGCAUGCUUUUGGUUGUUCAUUCUCCAGUACCACAGAAGGCAACUCUGAUGAAGAACCCUGCACCGAAGAGGACAGGCUAGAGAAUCUUCCUGCAUCUGUCUUUGAAAUGAGUAUGACUGGUCACAGCUACAGCAUCUACAAUGCUGUCUAUGUGGUAGCACAUGCAUUACAUGCCAUGUAUUCAUCCAUGUUCAAACACAGAGUGGUGGCAGAUGAAGGGAGAAAGAAACUUACGAGACAUCAGCCAUGGCAGUUGCAUGAGUUUUUGAAAAGAGUCUCAUUCAACAACAGCGCUGGGGAUAUGAUUUCCUUUGACCAAAAUGGGGAGUUAGCAACUGGAUUUGAUGUCAUCAACUGGAUCACAUUUCCAAACGAGUCCUUUCUUAGAGCCAAAGUUGGAAGGAUUGACCCAAAAGCUCCCCAAGGCAAAGUGUUCACCAUUCAUGAAGAUGCAAUCAUUUGGCCCCAUGUGUUUAGCCAGGAACAGCCCCUUUCUGUGUGCAAUGACAAAUGUCAUUCAGGCUACAGAAAGAGAAAAAAGGAAGGGGAGCCAUUUUGCUGCUACGAUUGCCUUCCAUGUCCAGAAGGGAAGAUUUCAAAUCUGGAUGAUAUGAAUGAUUGUUUUCAGUGCCCAGAAGAUCAAUAUCCAAAUAAUGAUCAGAAUUCAUGUCUGCCAAAACAUAUAAGCUUCUUGUCUUAUAAAGAACCUUUGGGGAUCACUUUGGCCGUUUGUGCCCUUUCCUUUUCUUUCAUCACAACUUUGGUGCUUGGGAUCUUUAUCAAGAAUCAGGAAACUCCCAUCGUCAAAGCCAACAACCGGAAGCUCUCCUACGUCCUCCUCUUCUCUCUCCUGCUCUCCUUCCUUUGUGCUUUGCUGUUCAUUGGCCGACCUGAGAAGAUAUCAUGUCUCCUUCGACAAACUGCUUUUGGCUUCAUCUUCUCAGUGGCUGUUUCUUGUGUGUUAGCCAAGACUAUCAUUGUGGUUCUAGCUUUCAUGGCCACCAAACCAGGGUCCAGGAUGAGAAAUUGGAUGGGGGAACGUCUGGCCAACUCCAUUGUUCUUUCUUGCUCCUUUAUCCAAACUCUGAUUUGUACAGUAUGGUUGGUAACCUCUCCUCCCUUCCCAGAUUUUGACAUGCACUCAGUGUCUGAAGAAAUUAUAUUGAAAUGUAAUGAAGGGUCGGUCAGCAUGUUUUAUUGUGUCUUGGGCUACAUGGGCUUUCUAGCCACUGUGAGCUUCACUGUGGCUUUCUUAGGCAGGAAGUUACCUGACAGUUUUAAUGAGGCCAAGUUCAUCACCUUCAGCAUGCUGGUCUUCUGCAGUGUUUGGCUGUCUUUUGUUCCCACCUACUUGAGCACAAAAGGAAAAUACACAGUGGCUGUGGAAGUCUUCUCUAUCUUAGUCUCCAGUGCAGGGUUGCUGGCUUGUAUUUUUUGCCCCAAAUGUUAUAUUAUUGUGAUGAGGCCUGAACUGAACAACAAGGGCCAAAUUAUAAGAAGACAGAAUGAAAGAAUAUAA
Eublepharis macularius is the source of this 2523-nucleotide messenger RNA. Its product is annotated as vomeronasal type-2 receptor 26-like. NCBI's taxonomy places the organism in Eukaryota, Metazoa, Chordata, Lepidosauria, Squamata, Eublepharidae. Gene Ontology annotation, molecular function: G protein-coupled receptor activity. Bases 1 to 2523 code for a protein of 840 amino acids. The record is from RefSeq and is a predicted model, not a curated record. Gene Ontology annotation, biological process: G protein-coupled receptor signaling pathway. Gene Ontology annotation, cellular component: membrane. The transcript is spliced from 6 exons.